Molecule: messenger RNA, 1011 nt
Organism: Coniosporium apollinis CBS 100218
Lineage: Eukaryota; Fungi; Ascomycota; Dothideomycetes
Exons: 2
Coding region: 1-1011 (336 amino acids)
Biological process (GO): secondary metabolic process
Source: RefSeq, a predicted model, not a curated record
AUGGUUACUCUCCCCGCUAUCCGCGCCUCCAACGAGCUCAUUCCUACUGCACUUCCACCUAACUUGGUCGCCAUAUUCGCAGGCGCGACUAGCGGCAUCGGAGAAGCAACUCUCAAAGAAUUUGCUACUAAAGCUGUCCGCCCGCGCGUGUACUUUAUCGGCCGCAAUCAAGAAGCAGCGGACCGGAUCACGACAGAAUGCAAGGCGCUUAACCCGGAUGGAGAGUUCAACUUUAUCAAAGCCGAUCUUAGCUCGAUGAAAAAUGUAGAUCAGCUCUGCGAAGAGAUCAUAAAGAUAGAGGCGGUUCUUAAUCUCUUAUUCAUGAGCCAGGGUGUGCCCAGUUUGGACAAAAGCCUGACACCAGAAGGCCUGCACCUCCUCCUCGCACCCGCCUACUACGGCCGCAUUCUGAUGGCGUCCAACCUCCUCCCUCUCUUAACGCGUGCCUCUCAAGCCACCUCCCCGUCUCUUUCCCGCGUCAUCUCCGUCGCGGCGGGCACCUCCGAAGGCCACUUCUACCCCGCCGACAUCCCGGCCCUGACCCUCGGCUUCCGCGCCAUCAAAGGCCACCUGUGCACGCUCAUGACGCUCGCCCUCUCCGCGCUCGCUAAGCAGGCUCCCGGCGUGAGCUUCGUGCACACGAAUCCGGGCGUGGUCCGCACGCAAUAUAUUACACAUCGGGUUCCCGGCCUCCUGGGAGCUGUGCUUAGCGCGGUUACGUGGAUCGCGGGCAGCUGGCUCUGCGUCCCGGUUGCGGAGAGCGGGGAGAGGCAUUUGUGGGUUUGUACUACUGCGCGGUUUGCGCCGGGCGGAGUGGAGGGGGUCGAGGGCGCGGAAGUGGCGAAAGGCACGGAUGGGAAGGUGGGAAGCGGCGUCUAUUCUAUUGAUCAGUAUGGGGAGGUUGCAGGGGAGAAAGUUGUGAAGCUGUUAGAGGAGUAUAGAAGGCAGGGGAUGGAGGAUAUAGCUUGGAAUCAUACGAUGGGGGAAGUGGAGAGGAUUAGAACAAUGUGA